This is a messenger RNA of Drosophila simulans, 6184 nucleotides long. RefSeq names its product lipase 3. The record is from RefSeq and is a predicted model, not a curated record. Gene Ontology annotation, biological process: lipid metabolic process. The coding region runs from base 75 to 1307 and encodes 410 amino acids. The transcript has 3 exons. NCBI's taxonomy places the organism in Eukaryota, Metazoa, Arthropoda, Insecta, Diptera, Drosophilidae. Gene Ontology annotation, molecular function: hydrolase activity, acting on ester bonds.
UAAACUUGAGCCAUAGCUAUUUGCGCACACACUUAGUCGCACGACCGUCCUCGCAGCCAAAAGUUCAGCCAGAAAUGCUGGCCAAAGUGCUAACUAUCUUGGCCAUCGCGGCUUCAGCAGGAGCUGCUGACGACUUUGAUCCCUUCAUAGAUAUACCCUUCAAGCGGCUCAAGACUUCGGCGGAGCGCAUUGCGGAGCACGGCUACCCGGCCGAAUCGCAUUUUGUGGAGACCCCGGACGGCUAUGUGCUGAAUGUGUUCCGCAUUCCCCACUCCCCCAACGAGGGGGAGUCGGAGGCACCGCGCCCGGUGGUGCUCAUCAUGCACGGGCUGUUCAGCUGCUCGGAUUGCUUCCUGCUCAAUGGGCCGGAGGAUGCGCUGCCGUACAACUACGCAGAUGCCGGCUACGAUGUCUGGCUGGGCAACGCCCGUGGCAACAUCUAUUCGAGGAACAACACUCGGCUGGACGUGAAGCAUCCGUACUUCUGGAAGUUCAGCUGGCACGAGAUUGGCUCCAUCGAUUUGCCCGCCACGAUUGACUACAUCCUGGCUGAGACGGGUCAGCAGUCGCUGCACUACGUCGGCCACUCCCAGGGAUGCACUUCCUUCUUCGUAAUGGGCUCCUACCGGCCGGAGUACAACGCCAAGAUCAAGACGGCGCACAUGCUCGCUCCGCCCGUCUACAUGGGCAACACCACGGAGGGUCUCAUCGUGAGCACAGCUCCGCUGUUUGGUCACCAUGGCAUUGGCUCCACGCUGCUGGAAAACCAGGUUUUGUUGCCCCAGAACGCGUUCAUCCAGCGAAUACUGGACACCACCUGCAGCAAUCAGCCGAUCAUGCUUAGCUACUGCAAAACCUUGGCCAUCCUCUGGGGAGGUCCCGAAAUCGGCAACCUUAACCAGACUCUGCUCCCGCAAAUUGCCGAAACCCAUCCUGCUGGAGUCUCCUCAAACCAGGCCAUUCACUACAUACAGUCCUUCGCCUCCAACGAUUUCCGUUUGUACGAUUGGGGCACCAAGAGAAACCUGGAAUACUACGGCGUGCCAGAGCCUCCAGCAUAUGAUCUCACCAAGAUCACCUCCGAGCUGUACUUGUACUAUGGCUUGGCGGAUGGAUCGGCGAAUAAGCAGGACAUCUCCCGACUGCCCGAUCUUCUGCCCAAUUUGGCACUGCUUCACGAGGUGCCCGAUCCCACAUGGGGUCACUUGGACUUUAUCUUCGCCACGGACGUCAAGAGGGUAAUAAACGAUUUGGUUUUGGAUUACAGUAAGGCCUACGAUGCGGGGGAAACUAACAAUGAGAAUUGAGUUACCAUUUAUGACCAUAUGAUAAGAGCAAAAUAAAUAUUUGUUCCAAAUUAAGGAUUAGUGAACUUGUGAGAAACUUUUGGCCAGAAUGACAAACGCGCAGAGCUAAUUACCAGUUAACAAGUGUCUGCUGGUCUGGUUGUCUCGUUUUUAGCCCCCGUCUGGCUGCUUCUCUUAACUUGGCUGUGGUCACGCCUCUGCGAUGUACAACUUUUUCCCUCCGGCUUGUUGACAAACAUUAUCGCUGGCUGGAUAUCGUGGCUAGCUGGUUCCAUCUCCACUUACGUAACCCUUUCCGACUCAUCCCCAAAUGGCCGUAAUUAGCACUGGGGUCUGUGGGAGUCGAGGCGAAUGGCAACCUUCUAUGUGCUACCGCACUUAUCUGGUGACGAACCAUUUUAGCCAAAUUAAAAUCCUGGCCAAAAUGAAAGUGGCUCUAUAAAAAUACCACAAAAUUCCAGAGUAGGAUUAUAGCAAGCUACGGUCACACAUGAUUUGCAGACUUCCGUUCUCUUUUUGUGAAGGCGUGAUCGAGUGCAGUUCAAUAUUGUGCAAAAUCCAUAUUUAAAAAUCCACGAGCAUCGUGUGGUUCGGAUUAUAGUUUUUCAAGGCAAAUACUGCCGAGUGAUAGUUUACCUUUAACUGCGUCGCUGCCGGUCCCACGUUUGGAGAUAGAAGUUUUAGUGGCUGCGUCGCCAAGGCGGUUAGUAUUGUUUUUCGCUAAACUUUUGACCACGCGUGAAAUUUACUGUGGCUUCAUUGAUCGCAGAUAGAUUUACAACUGCUGGCAUCAGGAGCACCCACCGUGUGCAGUGGAAGGCUGGGCUUGACCUCUUCUGCUGCCGACAGAUUGCAGGUCAACCCACCCCAGAGUUGCCGUUCUUUUUUUCUUCAUCGCCGCACGCAAGAAGCAGAUCGCCGUGCAUCCAUUUAAUGCACAAAUCAGCUUGGUGUCUUCUUCAACCCUGCGCAUUCCAAUAAUAUUUGGGCACAACACGAGCCCCAGGCUGCUGGCCUUGUCGCUGCGUAUGCUGCGAACCCGAAGCAGCCGCAACACGAAUGAUCGUGUUCAGUAUUAAGUAUAUUUAGAAUAGUUUUUAUAUUUGAGUUAAUUUUACAUAAGAAUAUUUACUUAUAAAUUUCUAUAAUUCUAAUUUAGCUUAACUUGUGGGAGAUCUGACAAGUUUAUAUAUGUGAUUCUCCCGAUUUAUAGUAAUACCUACAGCAAGUCAUCAAACGUCAUCAGGCCUGCUGACAUCGAUGGAAAGUGCGUGAGUACAAAACAAAAUAAUAAAAACACACAAACAUAUAUAUAUAAAAGUCAGAUAUUCCUAAAUAGUACUCUUAAAAUAUCCUGCCUUAAUUAAUCCUGAUUUAAAGAAGUUUAUAGUUUAAAUAUUCAUUAAUCAUAAAUAAUUCUAAUGUAAAAUAAGUCGAAGGAACAAAAGAAUAAUGUAAGCUUGUAUACCAGUAUUUGAAUUUCUACCUUAAUUACUUUUCUUCAUUUUGUCGUUGAUAAUCAAAAUUAAUCAAUAAGAGAUUUUCUUAACAUAAAUAACGUAAAUUUUAGUUUAAGGAUUAGGUUUAGGAAAAUGUAUCUGAAUCUUAUAUUUAUCUUUAAUUAUAUGGGGUCCAAAAUGAAUUAAUUUGACUUCUUGUUGGGCACCAAAGGGUAUGUAGAGCAGUGGUUGUACCAGGGUGGAGUCCGAAUGGAUUCCACAGGUAGGGUGGGUAAUGAAUAAGGCCAAUAACAUCUGGGCCUCGUCUUCAAUAGGUACACUUUAUUGUCCGCCUCGUAACCGUUUGGUUAACGUUUUUGAAUCUACCGUAUCUCUGUCUACACUAUUGUAGCUGUAACACUCUUGUUCAUCGCAACACAAAAACCCACGCCCAUUUUCCCUGAGCAUGCCGGUAAAAAUUGUAGACAGAGUGUGUUGGGGUGGACAACGCUCUAUGAGUGUGUUCGUUACAGUUAUAAUUGGCGCCCAAACGUGGGGCAGCCCGAUGCCUGAUUAGGCACUUGUCGUUUGACAACCGAGCUUCCCGUUAAUAAACAAUCCAUCCACUUUUAGUUUCAGUUAGGUAUUUCAUAUUCCGUCCUGGAAUUUAUGGUCUCUGGAGAGUUCCGGAGCCAUACCGGAGGAAAUGUUAUGCUUUUAUGUGUUUUUUUCUAUCAGUUCGGUAAUAACCGAACAGUAUUGUUAAAAAACAACAUUCUAAUUUGAGUAAUUGAUUCUUAGGAAUUAUAGUUCUGAUUUAAAGUCGGUUCUAUACCAGGAUUUCACUAUUCAAAAAUUACCUCCUUAUCAUUUAGGAUCGAGAUUUUUCUAGCUGGAUAGAUUCGGCUAGUUACUCUUCUAAGUGGUAAGAGUUCAUAAAUAAAUAAAUGACAUUUAUUUUACAACUCUGUAUGCACACCCUGUUAGCUUUUCGUACCUAUUGAAUUAUACAACCUACUGCUUUACUACUCAGGGUAAGACCCGCAGGUAUUAUUUUUGCUUAGCGUUGAUCGUUGGAUCUUAGCGCGUACUCAUUAUCUUUUUUUCGCUUAUCUUUGAUCGUUGGAUCUUACCGUUUUUGCCUACUAUUGAUCGUUUGAUCUUAUCGCUCAUUUUUCUUGUUCUAACGAAAGGAAUUGUUAGACUUUAUAUAUUCUUCUAGAAGCUUCGAAAAUGAUGAUGCGAAGUAAUGAAAAUUUAGUUGAUGUAGAUACGGAUGCGUCGGUGACAUGCAUCAUCUGCAACGGGCCAGUACGUAAUCUGGAUUUGGUUGAAACCCGUUGUAAACAUUCCUUUCACAAACAUUGCCUUGACAACUACCUCAAAAACCAUGACAAAUGCCCCAUAUGUGGCCAGCCAUGUUCUCAAUCCGAGUUAGGAUCUCAUUUGCCUUUGUCGACUAAAUCUCAAGGUAACAGAAUGAUGACCCGUUCAGGUUCUCGGAAUACAGCCAAACAACAUGAGAAGUCUGAUCCAAAUUCCCAACAGGAAAUUUGUAGCGAUAGUUCAGAUUCCAGAGUUGUGACAGAAGACCGUGUUCAGCAAAUAGUCCAAAGUUCAAUGCAGGCCUUUCAAGCAAGCAUGCUACAAUCAGUGACAGAACAAAUCACUAUGGCGUUCACGCAAUUGAAUAAAUCCACAUUUAUAAAUAAUGGACAGAGUGAGCUGCAGCAAGACAUACAAAAUAAUUUCGGUCGAGACGUUCCCGAAAUAAACUCAGGAAGAAAUAACGAUUCACAUGUUAGGACUUCACCAGACUUUCGUAGCGAUCGAAGUGAUCUUUCUUUGGAUAGACCUGAUAGGAUUUCCAAUAUUAUAACAAAUUGGCGUAUAAAAUUCAGUGGUUCAGCCAACGACAUUGCCAUUGAGGAUUUUAUUUACCGCGUAAAUUGUCUCACUUCGCAAAGCCUGAACGGAAACUUCGAACUUCUUUCCCAUUUCGCUAAUUUACUGUUUGCAGGACCGGCCUUAGCAUUUUAUUGGCGUGUUCACAGAUCGGUGGAUAACAUGAAUUGGAACGUGUUAUGCAGGCGUUUAAAGGAGAGAUAUCAAGAUCAGAGAUCUGAUCGUGAAAUUAAAAUUGCUAUGCGUCGCCGCAAACAGGGUAGCACCGAAAAUUUUGAUGAUUUUUUGGAGGCAAUGCUUUCCAUUGCAGAUUCCCUUCGUGAACCAAUGCAGGACAGUGAGAUUACUGUAGAAGUUCGUCAUAAUCUCAAACCGGAGAUCAAGCACGAAUUACUGCACAUAGACACCCCAAACUUAGCAACAUUGCGCAAAGAAUGUCAUCGUCACGAAGAUUUCUUUCGAAGCACCCGGACAAAGCCAAUCCAACGUCCGAACACAAGCAAGCGUUUUGUUAACGCAAUUCUGCAGGAAGAUGAUUCCGAAGAUCAGUCUGAGGAAGAACAGGAUGUUGAGGACGAGAUUUGUGUCGUUAGGACUCCUGAGAAAAUUAAGUGCUGGAACUGCGAUGAAUCAGGUCACGGUUACCAGAAUUGCCUCAAGACACGCCGUAUUUUUUGUUAUGGUUGCGGAACACCGGAGGUGUAUAAACCCAACUGCGCAAAAUGUAAAUCGGCAUCGGAAAACUCUCAGCAGGGCAUUCGUUAUGCGAACAAAACGAGUGUCCGCCGUUAGCCUCGAAAAUACAAACUGAACCAAAUUCUGUGGCAAAGGAUGUUCAUUCCAUUCUGCCUUCAACUCAACCUGACGUAACAUUAUCCCAAACUUUUAAUCCAUAUCAUUUGCAAGUGUUGGAGAAUGCAAAUCGUAAAUUGCAAAUAAUUAGGGAAAAUUCACUUCACCAUCGAAAACACCGAUCAUCACGGCGAAUUCGUAAGUUUUGGAUUCGUAAACGAUCAUUCAACCGUUUUACGAUUUCAUCAAUUGUUCAAAAUAAGAACGAUAUUCGACCCUUCACACACAUUGACAUAUUUGGUCAAUCGCAUUUAGCUCUCCUAGACAGUGGUGCCAACAAAAGUGUUAUAGGUGGUGAGCUAGCACAACAAUUAAUAUCAAGCAAGACAUUUAAUAAAUUUAAAUCGGUUGUGCGAACUGCUGAUGGCCAAAAGCAAAAUGUUACAGGCACUAUACAAAUUCCCUUGACUUACAACUCAGUUGAUAGUAACUUCGAAUUCUUAAUAGUUCCUUCCAUAAAGCAAAGCGUAAUAUGCGGAAUGGAUUUCUGGUAUACGUUUGGAAUUUCUAUUAAACAAAUAGUUUCGAUCAACGAAAUCAACUUUGAACCCGAAGAAGACUCUACUCGCGUACGUUUGUCUGAUUCACAAAAAUUAAAGUUGCAGAAAGUAAUAGACUUUUUCCCAUCGUUCGAGAACGAGGGCUUAGGAUUGACUAACCUGAUAGAGCACAAUAUCGAUA